AUGGUGACUCUCUUCAAAGCUUCGGCGGAAGCAUCGCCUUCUGUCAAGAUUCCUCAUCCAGCGAAAGAUAAGUCCCCCCAGCGACUGAUUGAGCUGGGUUCAUGGACCCCAAGCAUACCUAUCGAGGAAAAGAACGACUUUCAAGAAUCGGUUCGAUCUGAGUGGAUUAGCUCACAAAUUCUACCGAGCAACGGAUUUCAAGGUCGCACACCCAAUGCUUGGACGAAAGUCCUAAGGGAAGAAGAAGAUACAGAACAGCAAUUAGGGUCGGAACAAGGCUCUGACAAAGAAGAAAGUGAACACACUCUUGCGAAUGAUAGCGACAUAGAUGGCGAUGAUAUAGAUAACAGCGACGACAACGACGAUUCUGAUAACGAGAGCAACAACUCGGACCUUGACGACGAUAGUAAAGAUCAAUCUAUAUCCAAUGCUUUGAACUGGGGCAGAGUACUCGAAGACGUUGCAAAUAUCCAGAGCGGCUCGUCAGAUUCCGGUAGUGCUGAACAGAAGGACACCCUCGAUACCGAGACCACCUGGAGAUUUGUUCGUCAUAUCACCAUCUCGCGAGAUCAGACACACGCGAGUGGUUACGAUAAGGAGCAACUUGCGGCGCUUCUUGAGCAAAGUUGGGGAGAUAUAGAUCAGUCCACCGACCAAAAUCAGCAACAGGAACCAAUAGUACCGUCGAUUGAAUUCUCUGGUUCCCCUUCAACUCACGCUCUUCAGGAUUAUCAGAUGCAGCUUAUGCUUCUUGAACAGCAAAACAAGAGACGACUCAUGAUUGCCAGAAUGGAACAAGACGCAAUUUCGGGAGGCGAAAGUUCUGCCAAAGAUAACACAAUGCUAUCUCUACCUACCACCGACAUGGAACAGGUCGACGACAAUAGCAAAGAAUCGGUUCCCGCAAACCUCGUUCAGAUAAUCAAGAUUCAACAAGAGAUUGAUAAGCUCCGCAGAAUACAAAACACCUUGAAAUCGACUACCUGGCUUGUGCUCCAUAAGAUACAAGGCGACGAGACCACAUAUCUGGCAGAUCCCUCAUGGGCCCCAAAGCAAGGACAAGCGCCGUACUUUAGAGGAAACUCACCUCUUGGCAACGAAAGCGAAUAUCUCAAGCAUAGGCCAGAUGCUGCCUUCGCGGUGUACAGACACUACGACCCCACCUUCCAAGCAAAGGAUGUUCGCAAGGCAAGGGAGGAGGGUCUCACAAUGCCGUAUCCUAAGCCUGUCCGAGAGGUUAUUCAGCCACUAUCAGAGCAAAUGAUUGCUGCCCUGUACGCAUUUGUUGACUUACAUCCGACCUUCAGGGAUAGGUUUCCUGGUUGGGUGUCCAGCGAUCCUAUCAAUUCGCCGUUUCUAUUCUGGUACUGCUAUCGAACUGCGACCGAUCUCCAAGUCAUGGACGAACCGCACAGGACGCAGAUGACAUUGCUCACGGAAUGGAUUGAUAAUAACUACAGCAAAAUACACGCUGAUGUCGAAGAUAAAUUCUCCCAGGGAUAUGUGUCCGAGUCAACGAUGCCGUUUUUCAUACAGCCUGGUGAGGUCUUGGUAUCAAUGACUGAAAAAGGUAUCAGUGGUUAUAUCGCUGAGUCGUGGCCUGCGCAAGGUGCAACCAAUUAUACAUCACCUAUUCGUCCAAACGGUCCUCGAAAGGUGACACAACGCUGGACAGUUAAUGCCUGGUCUUAUGGAUACGACGGAAGCUUCUACAAGGAUUCUACAGUUCUCACGCUCAACCUUGAAUUUGACGAGGAUAAACCGGAUGUUAGCAUUGCGAAGCUAAAUGUCUUACCCAUACGGUUCGGCAACCGGGAUUUCCAAACAAAACUCGAACGUCGAGGACGAACUAUGUGGGCUUGCAGAGGAAGAAACUUGAUCGCCUACCAUGAUACCAACGACAAUAACUUGUCAAAUGAAGGAGAGCGAUACAUGAUCGACUUUAACACGUAUAAGCAACUUCAUUCAGAUUCAUACAAGUUCAAGAUGGCUUAUGCAUCACUGACAAACCCUCACCGCAAAGAAAUGGACUCAGCUCUUAUGGAGUGCGACGAGCCACCUGAGGCACCUGAGUUGUUUGUCUUUCCCAGUACUGUUGUCGGAUACAAUCUUCGGCACAAGAAGUGGCAGGACCUCCAGAUCGAUUCGAUUCAGGAAUUGCAAUGGAACAAACAAGCCUUCAGACACCUUGUAAUCGACGAAGAAACCAAGGACAUCAUACAAGCCCUUGUUACAAGCAAGCUGGAAACAGACCAGACGACGGAUUUAAUCCAAGGUAAAGGCAAUGGACUGAUUAUCUUGCUGCAUGGAGGGCCAGGCACUGGCAAAACGUUUACAGCAGAAAGUGUUGCCGAGUUAGCCGAGAAGCCUCUGUUCCGAGUAACCUGUGGUGAUAUCGGAACGAAGCCGGAAGACGUUGAGAAGUAUCUCGAGUCAGUCCUGCACCUGGGUAAGAUCUGGGGUUGUGUGGUCUUACUCGACGAAGCCGAUGUCUUCCUGGAGCAGCGAACUCUUACCGACCUUGAGCGUAAUGCUCUCGUGUCUGUGUUCCUCCGAGUUCUCGAGUACUACGAAGGCAUCCUGAUUCUGACUUCCAAUCGCGUCGGCACUUUCGAUGAAGCUUUCAAGUCUCGUAUUCAACUUUCUCUCCACUACGAGACAUUGACCAAAUCUCAACGUCGCACCAUCUGGUCGAAUUUCCUCCAACGAUUGAGCGCGCUUGAGAAGACUGCAGUAGUCCAACCAAUCACAGACAGAAAGCGAAAGUAUGAGACUGAGCGAGGUAUCAACUUUGAUGAUAUUGAACGGCACUUGGCAGAUUUAGCGGAGGAGCAGAUGAACGGAAGACAAAUUCGCAAUGCCAUCACUACGGCAAGACAGCUGGCAAAGUUCAAGGAUGAGAGUAUGACGUACAAGCACUUGGAGCAUGUUAUCAAGAUUUCGAGAAAGUUUGACAAGUAUAUUGAGAAGGUUAGGGAUAGCUAUUCGGAUGAUCAGGUUGCCAGAGAAGAGGGUAUUCGAUAG
Molecule: messenger RNA, 3024 nt
Organism: Fusarium venenatum
Lineage: Eukaryota; Fungi; Ascomycota; Sordariomycetes; Hypocreales; Nectriaceae
Molecular function (GO): ATP hydrolysis activity; ATP binding
Source: RefSeq, a predicted model, not a curated record